AUGGACCAGAUUGACGUCAACAGUUUUGUUCAGACGGCAGUGGACAAACUGAGAUCAAUUGCUCCAAAUAGUGCAAAGAAUAAACCAGGCGGCGCAGAGUUGCAGACUGACUCUGUUCGGAACCGUCUUGAUGAACAGUCUGACGCGGGAAAGGACGGAGCGAAUGGCGUCUUCCUGCGGACUGGAACCAUAAGAAGGCAACGAAAUGGACCCGCUGAGGAUGUUUUGCCGGCAGAUCAGCCGACGACCACCAAAGCUGGAAAAGUUAGACAGCGAAUGAAAUGGACAGAUACAAUGAAUUUACAUGUUAUGCGCUGUUACUAUACCACCACUAAUCUGGAGACCACCCCGCUUGUUAGAUCUGAACUUUUAAAAAUGUUUUUGAGGAAGUUUCCCGACUACACAAAUAUUACCGAACAGCGACUUGUGGACCAAAAAAGAAUUAUCAUUACAAAAAAAUAUAUUUCCGAACUCCAUUUAGAAGAACUAAAGCAUGAAGUAGCAGAAGAACUGAAUCUCAGCCAACCUAAUCUAGCAUUCGACGAAAUAUCGAACGAAAAGGAACCUGAAACUGAAAUUAAUUUAGAUAUAAAUCAAGCAACUAAUCAACUCGACACUCAGUCAAUUCCAACAUUACCAGCCAGAGUUGAAUUAACACAAAUCACUGACAUUGAUGAGAAGCAUCUUGAAACUGAAUUUCAAACUUUACUUAUAGAAUAUACAAAUAUGAAUCCUAUCUGUAGACCCAAACUUCCGAAACAAAAUAAUUCAAGAAAACUGAUAAGAUAUACAAAAAUUAUGGAUGAAAAUAUACUGCCAAAAUAUCUUCCGCAUAUAACAAACUUCCUUGACCUACAUACACAUAUAUAUGCUGCAGCAGCAGCUAUAAUUAAAGCAAGUGGAGGCAGAAUUCAGAACAUUGAAAGGAAGCAUAAUAAAGAUCAAAAGGAACCAUGGGAAAUGCGAUUGGAGAUAGGAAUAGCAAAUACUUUGAAACAAAAAUUAAAAGCUAAAGCUGGUAGAAUAAGGAGAUAUCGUGAAUCCACACAGAGAAGAAAACAAAACAUGAAAUUCAACACCAGCCAAAGAGCUUAUUAUCGGAAUUUGAAAAUAAAUUCAAAUCAGCCUGUUGGUCCUUUACCUACCGAAGAGGAGAUCGAAAACUACUGGUCAUCAAUAUGGUCUCAACCAGUUAACCACAACACAGAUUCCACUUGGAUUAGAGAUAUAGAAGCCGAAUUGUUUCAUCUGCCAACAAUGGAACCUAUCACAAUAACAUCAGAUUUGGUUGCUGAAGUAAUUAGACUUACACAAAACUGGAAAGCAGCGGGCCCGGAUGGAAUCCACAAUUUUUGGGUUAAGCGACUGAAAAGUACACACACUUACAUUGCUAAGUACUUCACAACAUUUAUUGAAAGUCCAGAAACUAUCCCCGAAUUUCUUGGCAGAGGUAAUACAUACUUACUCCCCAAAUCCGAGCGAUUAAAUAAUCCAACAAAAUACCGACCCAUUACCUGUUUAUGCACACUAUACAAGAUCUUAACGGCAUGUAUUGCAAAAAGUAUCUACAAACAUGUUGAAGAUAAUAAAUUACUUUCUGAAGAGCAGAAGGGUUGUGUCAAAAAAUCUCAAGGAUGCAAGGAACAGCUCAUAAUAGACUCAGUAAUACUUGAGCAAGCAGCUAACAAACGACGAAAUAUCUACACGGCAUUUAUCGAUUAUAAAAAAGCCUUUGAUUCGGUACCGCACUCCUGGCUCCUGAAAGUACUACAGAUAUAUAAGAUUGACCAUAAAAUUAUAAAUAUGCUUCAACAUUUAAUGUCUACGUGGAAUACAGUUCUAGAAAUUAAUCAAAACCAAGGAAUAGUCAUAUCACAACCGAUUAGUGUCCAAAGGGGUAUUUUCCAGGGUGACAGCUUAAGCCCUUUAUGGUUUUGUCUGGCACUAAACCCCCUGUCUUCGAUUCUGAAUAAGACCGGCUACGGAUUCCAUAUAAAGUAUGACAAGACUCAACAUCAUGUUAUCAGUCACUUGAUGUACAUGGACGACAUUAAAUUGUUUGCAGGGAAUGAAAAACAACUUCAACACCUUCUUGAAAUUACAAAGACUUUCUCUAAAGAUAUCCAAAUGUCCUUUGGGUUGGACAAAUGUAAGCUACUUAAUAUAAAGCAAGGUAGAAUAAUAUCUAGUGGAUUCGACUUAGGUGAUGGAGAUAUCAUCGAAUCCUUGGAAGAACAUGAGACCUAUAAAUAUCUUGGACUAGCUCAAGGUAAACGCUUACAGCACAAAGAUAUUAAAGAGAAAAUCACCUCUAUAUAUAUUAGUAGACUGACGAAUAUACUUAAGUCUAAAUUAAAUGGAAAAAACACAUUUACGGCUAUCAACAGCUACGCAAUUCCGAUAAUCUCAUAUACUUUUGGGACUAUAAAAUGGACGAAAACAGAACUUGAAAAUAUCCAGAUCAAAACGCGAACUACACUAACAAAAUUUAGGGCGCAUCAUCCUAAGGCAGCAGUUGAGAGAUUAACCCUCCCACGCAAUAAAGGUGGGAGAGGUCUAAUUGAUUUAAGGUUUCUACACGCCAAACAAAUCUAUGGUCUUCAACAAUACUUCCUGCACCAGGCAUCAGGUCUUCACCGAGCAGUAGUGAGAGCAGAUAACAAACACACCCCUUUAGAUCUUCAACAUGCCGUUGACAUCAGGCUCCCAUCGGAUGUAAUCUACGAACGAGAGAAAGUCGAGGAGUGGACUCGAAAAGUACUGCAUGGGAGAUUUCCGCAUGAGCUUAACCAAACUUAUGUAGAUCAAGAUGCGUCGAACAAAUGGUUAUCUCAGGCGGAUUUGUUCCUCGAAACCGAAGGUUUUAUGUUAUCAAUCCAGGACCAGGUCAUAGCUACGAGGAACUACAGAAAAUUCAUCCUAAAAGAGCCGAAUGUAGUAGAUCAAUGCCGAAGAUGUCAUGAACCUGGUGAAACUAUCCAGCACGUGACAGCUGGAUGUCGAGUGCUAGCGCCAACCUCCUACCUCCAAAGACACGACCAAGUAGCGAAAAUCAUUCAUCAAAAGUUAGCAACCCUUUGUCAUUUAAAAGAAGAUAUUACACCUUAUUACAGAUAUGAACCUGAAAAUGUGUUAGAAAAUGCCCACUUUAAACUCUACUGGAACAGAAGUAUACUUACUGACAAAACAACUCCGCAUAACCGACCAGAUCUAACAUUCACCAUAAAAGAGAGGGCAUUAACUUACCUUAUAGAUGUCGGGAUUCCUAACACCCAUAAUCUGCAGUCUACAUGGAGUGAGAAGUUAAGUAAAUAUACCGCACUAGCUGAACAAGUUAAAAGUUUAUGGAAGCAAAACGAAGUGAAUAUCGUACCCAUUAUAAUUUCAUCAACGGGCGUAAUACCAAAGGCUCUCCACCAUAGUUUAAAAAAGUUAGAUCUUCCACCGUUACUCUAUAUACAACUCCAGAAGGCUGUCGUUCUUCAAACAGCCGCAAUAGUAAGACGACACCUCAAUCUUUAA
Molecule: messenger RNA, 3522 nt
Organism: Sitophilus oryzae (rice weevil)
Lineage: Eukaryota; Metazoa; Arthropoda; Insecta; Coleoptera; Curculionidae
Exons: 3
Coding region: 1-3522 (1173 amino acids)
Source: RefSeq, a predicted model, not a curated record